Messenger RNA from Anopheles stephensi (Asian malaria mosquito), 6358 nucleotides. RefSeq names its product ATP-dependent Clp protease ATP-binding subunit clpX-like, mitochondrial (gene ClpX). The transcript is spliced from 7 exons. Gene Ontology annotation, biological process: proteolysis; protein catabolic process; protein folding. The record is from RefSeq and is a predicted model, not a curated record. NCBI's taxonomy places the organism in Eukaryota, Metazoa, Arthropoda, Insecta, Diptera, Culicidae. Gene Ontology annotation, molecular function: ATP binding; ATP-dependent protein folding chaperone; ATP hydrolysis activity. Gene Ontology annotation, cellular component: mitochondrial matrix. Bases 3093 to 5243 code for a protein of 716 amino acids.
AUAUUGAUUGUGGACAUGUUCCUGGGAAGCUAAAGCCCUUCGCAUAUCAACGUACAGAGUGAUAGGAACUGCUAAUUUUCCAAGUCAUCGCGGGCGAGCGUAUGAAAUUGCAAUCAUUUAUGCAACAAGCGUCGAAGCUAAAGAAUGAACAAAGAGCAGACUCAAAAGGGAAGCUUCACCAUUGGCUAAAUAGUGCAGUUCUGCUUCGCUGGAUGCUCGCAAACCAGUUCUGCGAUCCGUCGAUAUUUUUUAAUGCGUCGCAGUUUAUUCGCCGUGAUAUGGUUCGUUCUGACAAACCGUUUUCUUUCUCUUCGUAGCAGCGCGCUGAACGGGAACUCCAACACCACUGUGACAUGCAUGUGGCUGUAUUUAUUUUGCUUUGGAUUUGCUUUUCUAAAACGGUCUGACGUUUGGUACACGCGCCCGUCGCCACCACCCAUCGUUCCCAGCACGAAAAGUGUCCCGUGUCCCGGCACUGGGGCCGUUCGGGUGGGAAUGAUUUCAUAACAAGUGGUGAAAUUGCGCGUUCUCUCCCGCUGUUCGAUGGAGGAAUUCAAAGUUCUUCACCGAGGGUGCACAGCUGUUUUCGGAAAGUGGAGCUCGUAUGCAGUUUGAAGCGAUCAUGGCAUGUGCUUUAGCAGCAUAUCAAUUUUUAAGAACCGAAUUUGAGACGCAUUUGAAAACUGUAAACACUGUCCUGUUUCGUAAUGGGGUGUGCUGUGCGCUUUCUGCGCUCUUUGUCCCCGGUGAGAUGAUGAACAAAACAAACUCACCUUACCCGCCACCAUAUGGAUAGCAAAAGGGAAUACUAAUAGCAACUUGAGAAGGAAACCGCGAACGCUUUGAGGGAAUUGCGCAUGUCGCGGACCGAAAUGUAAACAAACAGCAGCUCGAGUGGAUGAAUUCCAUACCGGGAGCGGGAUGUACGAUUAAUGGCCUAAAGUUUGGGCAAAUGUAAAUUUGCCUCGAUAACAGGCACCGAUUUGUCCGAGUACCCUGAUGGAACCAAUGAUGUUGUUCACCUAGAAUGACUGUCACGGAAUCCUGUUUUCUACACGCGGUGGAUCUGACCGGCCUUCCUUCAACAUUACGAAGUCGAGUCAUCUUACCUUAUGCAACCCUAAAAACCAGUAUUUCACUCAAAUUAUUGUCGUCAUUCGAUUUAAAAAUAAGAAAUGAUCUCUAGAACGAGCUAUGUUGGUCGUCGGUGGAUAAAGAUCACCGCGUGCAAAAUCCCGGAGUGGCAAUGGACGGUUUUUGUUGAACACCUUCAACGGAACAUAAGUGGCACGUUGUGGGCUCGCGCUUCGCGGUGGUUUGCCUUAGAACGAAAGUGGGCACGGAACCGGUUCACUGCGCGCUGCUGGGAGGUACGUACGGCGAGUCUUCGGUAAAUUAUUUGCAACAGCACCUACAACAACACCCGUAAAGACAUGAAAUACGCUUAAUUUCAACGAACCAGUCUCGAUCGGAGACGAUUGAGAACUGAGCCGUCUCAAGAUCGGUAGUAUUUUCAAAAAUUCAAGGUUACCCUGUGCUCACGACCGGAGAAGUCUUUUCCAAGGGUGGUAGUAGCAUUGUGGGAUGAGCCACAAACCGGCAUUUUCUGUUUGCGGCCUGUUUUUUCGGUGUUCAUGUGAAGAGGGCCUUUAAGUGGUGGUACAGCUGACUCGGCACUUUUCGGAAUAAUUAACUCGUUAGACACGGACGAAUAUUUGCCGAUUAGCUUAACUUCCGUCAUGCGGUUGUCCACUGAUAUUUGUGCCGGUUACAAACAGCUGAUGUGUUGUUUUGACCUAUUCGGAAGGGUGCAAUGAUUGUAACCGUUUUUUUUUUUAAAUUCAAAUGAAUGAAAUAGAUUAUUUUAAUCAUAUUCAACCAUACAUUAGGAUAAUACAAGGUUACAAGGUAUGAUAUCCGCCCUCAUAAAACACGAAUUAGUUCAGGGUUUCGGCAGCUCCGGGAUGGGGGAUGUUCAGGGUUUUACUGUGACAAAUAUGCGCACGUACUUUUGCUGUUAACGAUCCUCACCGGGGAGGGCAAAGCUGGAACCUAUUUUGGCAUCGUGCAAUGGAAAACCUUCCCUGCCAAUGCUGUGCGCCGCCAAGGUGGACAAGAACGUUUCGCGUUGAUUAAAAUCGCCAAAGCCUGGCGGGCACAUUCACUAAUGUGAUAUUGAGCACCUUUUCUUCUCCUAUCUAUGGUAGCUCUGACUCUGAUAAAUCACACUUCCGUUUGGUGAGAAAUUAUGUAAAGUGGCAUGGUGAACCUCUAAAACGCGUCGAUCGAUCGGCUUUUUUAUCGGGCCCACGAAAACAUUGGCUGCCGGUAGAUUUUGUUUGGAUCGUUGCACAUACAAUUUUUCCCACCCUUGUAGAUCACCGAUCGAUCGGUCGAGCGUUUUGCUAUGUAUGUACCCGGCGCCCAUCGCUCUGUGCGCGAGUGUGUGUGUGUGUAUCUGUAUUAGCAACCCGCAUGCCGGGGCAGAUUGUUGGGCCGAGGCUGAUUACGCGUUUUGGUGGGGUGGCUUGAUGUUUCGCUCGCUCUGAAUGCCGCUCUACCCGAUCGGCGGUUCAAACGCGAUCUUACCGUUGCCGGUGUAGGUUCGUGCUCGGUUUGUAAGUCGUUUUCAGUGGAGUUUUUUUCACGUUUUACGUUCUGUUAGUGUUUGUAAACGACGUUUGCAUCAAUCAAGUUAGUAGCAACGUGCAUACGCGUCUUUCGGGCUGCAACGGGCUAUUUUCGUCUUUCGUCGUGUCGGUGGCUACAAAUUUACACUAAAGUGGUAAAACUUGACACUUAAAAUUGUUCUUGCGAUCGAAAAUCAAUUGUGAAAACUCGCGACAGCGUAUCGGAAGAGAAGCGGUUGACCGUGGCCCAGUGCGUUACGAUCGUUGGAAAUUAAAAAUUUAACCAGAAAAACACGGUGAACGACGGUGACGUGCGGUGCGACGCAGGAAAUCGGAUUACAGUCUUCGGGGAAACCGGAACCGACUGGCGCACAAAACCAUCUUCAGCAGCAGCGGUUGAGCUGGUGAUCUAUACACCCCCGAUACCACCCUUUCCCGAAGCUCGUGUUACGUGCGUUCGAGAUGCGUAGCGUGCGCAGCAGCAUCACCAUCAGCCGGUUGGGGAUUUAUCCGAAAAAAUCAAACAUUCGCACUGGUUCCAUCUGCCUAAAUUCGUCCACUGCCACCAACGGCUAUCAGUUUCAUCCUCACCAUCCACAAUGUAGCCUGGUCACAACACUAUGGUCCUGCAAUCCCACCGUCACAUCGAGCGAUGCACCCCGGAGGACAAUCGGUAGCCACAGUCACAGCGUGAAAGCGUGUUCCUCGCCGAUUCUACUGUGUGCCACCACCAGCAGCAGCAGCAGCAGCAGCAGCAGUUGCUCCUCAUUAACGGAUAUCUCUUCCUGUACGUUUCCGCCACAUCCACAGCGAACCUUUCGCCGCUCGCUUCACGUGUCCGCGGUCUGUGAUAAAUCAUCAUCGAAGGAUGGUGGCAGCGGAACCAACCCGCCGGGAGGUAGUGGCUCGGCGGGCGGUAGUGGUAGCGGCACCACCGCCAGUGGUGGCGGUUCUUCGUCGGUCGGUGCCGGCGGAAAGGAUGGUGGUAGCGGCGGUGGUAAGGAACCACCGAACAAGAAGAACACACUGUCCUGUCCGAAGUGUGGCGACCCAUGCACGCACGUGGAAACGUUCGUCAGCUCGACGCGGUUUGUAAAGUGCGAAAAGUGUCACCAUUUCUUCGUGGUGCUGUCGGAGGUCGAUUCGAAGAAGACGAUUAAAGACACGGAAACGAAGGGCGCACGGAAGCCGCCACCACCGCCGAAGAAAAUUAUGGAGUACCUCGACCGGCACGUCGUCGGCCAGGAGCUGGCGAAGAAGGUUCUGUCGGUGGCGGUGUACAAUCACUACAAGCGCAUCUACCACAACCUUCCGGCACCGGCCUCCGGGUCGUCGAGUGCGCAGCAGCAACAGCAGCAGCUGGAUUCGAUGUCACGCAGCGGUGAUCUGCUGCACAUAUCCGGCAUCGGGCACACCAUGAUGAGCUCGGCACCGUCCGAAGUGCCACGACCGCCGAUGGGUGCGGGCGGCGCUGGGGCCGUACAUGGGGGGGCCGGCUCGAACGCACACCAUCCCGGGUCGGAGCUGCUGGACAAGAAGACGCACGAGCUGAAGCUGGAGAAGAGCAACAUUCUGAUGCUCGGGCCGACCGGCUCGGGCAAAACGCUGCUUGCGCAAACGAUUGCCAAGUGCCUGGACGUCCCCUUUGCCAUCUGUGAUUGUACGACGCUAACGCAGGCCGGUUACGUCGGUGAGGAUAUCGAGAGUGUGAUUGCGAAGCUGCUGCAGGACGCUAACUAUAGCGUCGAGCGGGCGCAGACGGGCAUCGUGUUUCUGGACGAGGUGGACAAGAUUGGGGCCGUGCCCGGUAUCCAUCAGCUGCGCGAUGUCGGCGGCGAGGGUGUGCAGCAGGGCAUGCUGAAGAUGCUCGAGGGAACGAUCGUGAACGUGCCGGAACGAAAUUCGCCGCGAAAGCUGCGCGGCGAAACGGUGCAGGUAGACACGACCAACAUUCUGUUCGUGGCGUCCGGUGCGUACACCGGUUUAGAUCGUCUGAUUGCGCGGCGGCUGAAUGAGAAGUACUUGGGCUUCGGUAUGCCGGCAAGUUCAUCGGAAGGACGCCGGGCCGCACAGGCGUCAGCGUCGCCGAUGGAUAACGAUCAAGCCGAGCGGGACGCAAAUCUGAAGAAGGUGCAAGCGAAAGAUCUCGUCGAGUUCGGUAUGAUUCCCGAAUUCGUUGGUCGCUUCCCGGUUCUGGUGCCGUUCCACAGUCUCGACGUGGACAUGCUCGUACGCAUUCUAACCGAGCCGCGUAAUGCGCUCGUGCCCCAGUACAAAGCCCUCCUCGGUAUGGAUCAGGUCGAGCUGUCCUUCACCGACGAUGCGCUGAAGCAAAUCGCUCAACUAGCCAUGGAACGACAAACCGGUGCCCGUGGUCUACGUGCAAUUAUGGAAACGCUUCUCUUAGAACCGAUGUUUGAGGUGCCCGGAUCGGACGUGAAGGGCGUCCGAAUUACGGAGGAAAGUGUGCGCGGUGCCGAACCGAUCUACGUACGCCGGGGUGAAUCGAACGCCUCGAACAAGGAUCCGCCCGCAUCCGGUGAGGCUGGCCACACGAACAGCAGUAGCACGUCGGAGGAAGAGGAAGCGACAAAGGUGCGCGUGAAGCAGUAACAGGUAAAGCCGGGAUGGUCGUGCGGGCGCGUGCAAAAUUGUGCGACCUUCUUCUGACAGACAUCGAUCGUGAUCAUGAAUUGUCACUGUUUUGCCCAAUCAUCCGAUGGAUAAAAACGAAACUGAAACAUGUAUUUGUACAUACGAUUAUUUUCACAUAGACGGGCCGGUGUUCCUAUUUCGUUUUUCUACUCGCAACAUAACGAUCCUAAUUGCUUUUGUUGAAGCCUUGUUUCAUCCGACACAUUUAGCUGAGAGACUAGUGUAUGGCUCUUAGCUUAUCCGGUUCCUUGGGACCAUUCUUUCUGUACGUGUACAGUCCUAUUAUACAUCGGAGAUCUACCGUGAGCGAAGAUCGAAACUCUAAAUCAGCGCGUAACGAAAAAGAAACCUUGUUGCGCUGGGUAGAUGUAAACUUUGGCCUUAAGUUCAGCGCCUAUUUUUAAAAUGUAUCCCUUAAUUAUCCUUACAAUUAGCGUUCCACGGUUAAUGCUACUCAAAAGCGAAAGUUGAAACUUCACCGAGACGAAAUCAGGUGCCACGCUAUUUAACAACAAAAAGGGGUACGCAUGUAAUUUAAAACAACCUCACUAGUACAGGGGUUGGACAGUCGACAGAAAAUAAAAACUACCGUUAACCGUAAUGUUUUGAUUCGUGCGAUCGUCCGUUUUUGUGCGCCGGGUGAGUUAAUUAUGCUAAAGGCGGAACACAUAGUGGAAAAUGUUAACGAAUCUUUUGAUGAGUAACUGCGUGCAGUAGUAUAACGAUUAAAUAGGAACUCGCCCCCCCAAUCUGUGAAACCGGAGAAAACAAUACAAACAAACAAAAAACACACAUCUAACGCCUUUUAUGAGCCCUCUUUCUGCGUGUGUGAGCGCAGGAAUAGAAAGUGGUACGUGUAAAUUAGCAUCUCUUGUAGAAGAAUAGAUUUUUUUUAGAAGAGUAGGGAUUUUUAAUUCCUUAUUUGUUUCUUUUUUCUUCCUAUUUCCCUCCCAUAUUCCUUAACAAUAAUAUGUUGUUCGUCGGUUAGGGACGAUUGUACUGCUAGGGCAAGUUGAUUAGGAGGUAAGAGAAUUUAAAACGUAAUAAACAAUAAAGAUCGAGGAGUACUUAGU